UAUUUGAAUUCAAACGGUUCAAGCCGCGGCGACAGAUUAUACACGGACAAGCACACGCAGCGGGAAACUAACGUACUUUUGAUCAAAUGCAACAAAAACCCAAGUGAAAAUUGUUCGGAAAAAUAGAAGAAAAAUUCCUUUGCACGCUCUUUUGUUGGUGUUUUGUUGCGCGUUCGUGGAAUUUGUUAAUUAAAGAAGGAAAUUCCGCGUAUGAGUUUUAUUGAGAUUUCGUUUGUUGUUUUUGGUGUAAUAUAGAUUUGUGUACUGUGUGUGCCGCCGCGUCGCGUUUCAUAUGUUGUGUAUUAGUUAUUACCUGCUGCCAAAAAAAUAUAAGUGUUAUCUUUAUAAAGAGGUGUCGAUGUCGCAUUGAAAUUGUCAUUAGUGUUUUGUAAGUUGUUUCGCACACAAGAGAAGAUUUUUCUGUUCGCAGCAGCCACCGCCGCAGGGCAACAAGAGAAGAAAAACUAUUAGCCACCACCAUCAUCAUCACAGGCAGACAGACAGACACCCAAGCAAAGAGUAGUGGCACGCAAAAAAGCAAAUUAUAAAGGAAGGGUCACAACGUUUGUUUUGCAACAACAGACCCAGUUAGCCAGCUAACAACCAAAAAAUGGGCGAUUUGGAAAGUGUUCGGGUGGCCUUACGGGUACGUCCGUUGGUGCCCUCUGAGGUCAAUCGCGGCUGUCAAGUAGCUGUGGAAAAAGUCGAUGGCCAAGAUCAGGUGGUGGUCAAUAACAGUGAUGCGUUCUCCUUUAAUUUUGUCUUCGAUUGGCGUGACACCCAGGAGCAGGUGUACAACAUGUCUGUGUCGGAUAUGUUAGAUAAAUUGUUUAGCGGUUUCAAUGCCACAAUAUUGGCCUAUGGCCAGACUGGUUCUGGUAAAACACAUACAAUGGGCACAGCCUUCGAUGGGGAGUUGGAUGAAAAUGUUGGUGUUAUACCGCGAGCUAUGCACGAUAUCUUUGAACGCAUUAAAAAACUAUCCGAUCAAUAUGAAUUUGUUAUCAAGUGUUCGUUUAUGGAACUGUAUCAGGAACAACUAUUUGAUUUGCUGUCGAGUAAACCUCGUGAUGAGAGCAUUGUUGAUAUGCGUGAAGACCGUAGCGGCAUAAUAAUGGUGGGCCUGACCGAGCAACAGGUCCACUCGGCCAAGGAGACAACAGAUUGUCUGGUGCGUGGUUCGUCGGGUCGAGCAGUGGCUUCGACGGCCAUGAAUGAGGCUUCUUCCCGGUCACAUGCCAUUUUCACUGUUACCCUGCAGGCCACCAAAAAAGAUGAAUCGCGAGCAGUUACCACCUCCAAAUUUCAUUUGGUCGAUUUGGCUGGUUCAGAACGUUCCAAAAAGACUGGAGCCACCGGUGAUCGCUUUAAAGAAGGUGUUAAAAUCAAUCAAGGUCUCCUGGCCUUGGGUAAUGUCAUUUCAGCAUUAGGAGAUGGCAAAGGUGCUGGUUUUGUACGCUAUCGUGAUUCGAAAUUAACCCGCCUGCUGCAAGAUUCUCUCGGUGGAAAUUCCGUUACCCUUAUGAUUGCCUGUGUCUCGCCGGCUGAUUACAAUGUUGCCGAAACUCUAAGUACCUUACGAUAUGCCGAUCGGGCGCGUAAAAUCAAAAAUAAACCGAUUGUUAAUCAAGAUCCACAUGCUGCUGAAAUUAAUCGCCUUAAAGGUAUUAUUCAAAAACUUCGACUGGAAUUGCUUACCAAGGGCGGUACAAUGACCAGUUCAUUGACCACUGAGCUGGAAAGCGUAACACCACCCGUUGUCCCCCUGAUGGCUGCAUCAAUGCCCACAAUUAUGCCGUCGGAAGAGCAGAAUAGAAAAUAUAAAGAACUACAAGAUAAAUAUCGCACACUGCAACAACAAUGGCAAAUGACCCUGCACGAUGUGACAGAGCAUGAAAUGCGGGCUCAUAUUGCCGAGGCUGCCCAUGACAAUCUAAAGGCCAAAACAGAUGAAAUGAAAUCAUACUUCCAUGAAGUGUCAAUUAAAUGUAAAGAUCAUUCCAUGGAUGAGGAGAAGCUAAUGGAAACGGUGAUGUGCAUAAGCAAAAUGGUGGAGAGUUUGGAUGAGGAAUUGGUCAAGACACAAACCGAAAUAAUGGAUCACAAGAAACGUUCUUCCAUUGGGGAAUCGGUUAAUGGUGAUAUGGAUGGUGAUAAUGAGGAUGCUGAUGGCUCAUUGGCCUCAUCCUCUGAAAUGCAUGCCCUGGUACAAGAACGUACGGAGGCGUUUACAAAUAAACAAAUGGAAAUCAAUGAACAGCUAAGACGCAUCAAUCGCGAGCUUAGCCUCAAAGAACAGCUGCAACAGCGAAUGGCUGGUAACUUUAGUAAAUUUUCCACACUGGAUGAUGACAUUGAGGAAAAAGUCAAGGAAUGUGAACAUAAAAUUGCCGAAUUGGAAAAUGAAAAGGCUGAGCUGUUGGAUAAGCUGAAACAUGUUAAAGAGAAUGCCUCCGCCAAAUUGGCCGAAGAAAGACGCAAACGUCUGCAGGCCCUUGAACAUGAAAUUGGUGAAAUGAAACGCAAAAAUCUACAACAGGCUAAGCUGUUGAAGAUACGUGAAAAAGAAACCCAAAAGAUUAAAAACCUCAGUUCCGAAAUUCAAGCUAUGAAAGAAUCAAAAGUUAAGCUCAUACGGGCCAUGCGCCAAGAGGCCGAAAACUUUAGACAAUUCAAAAUGAUGCGUGAAAAGGAAUUGAUGCAGCUGCGAAAUAAAGAUCGUAAAAUGCAAAACGAAAUGGCCCGCAAGGAAGCUCUGCACAACAAACAGCGUAAUGUCUUGAAGCGGAAAUGUGAAGAAGCAAUGGCCAUAAAUAAGAGACUCAAAGAUGCUCUCGAAAGACAAAAGGUGGCCCAGACACAAAGACAAAAAUUACAAUACGCUAAAGACGCCAACGCUGCUUCCGUGAAGAUUGACCAGGUCAUAGCUUGCGUUGAGCGCGAACUCGAGGUAAUUAUAUCCCUUAUUGAUGCUGAACGUACACUUGAACAAUUAAUGGAUGAUCGUGGCAUAAUUAGCAGUCGUUUGGGAGAGUUGCAAAAACAACAACCUCCCCCCGAGCCCCACUCUCAGGCCGCUUUGGAAAUUGCCAAUUUGCAGGAGGAAUUGGAUAUGCGAAACGCCCAAAUCUCCGACCUCCAGCAGAAGGUAUGCGCUAAUGAUGUCGACAAACUCAUACAAACGCUGGCGGACAGUGCCCAAAGCUUGACUGAGGCUCGGGCCGUGUUCAAGCAUUUGCUCAAGUCCAUGGUCGAGCUGAGACGUGAACAUGCCCUGGCCCUGGAAGAUUUGCGCUCGCAACUGCAUGCCGCCGAUGAUCGUUGCAACGAGGCCCAAAAGAUUAUAAAACAAAUGAAGCUUGAACACGAAGAAGCCAUUGCCGAAUAUGAAGAAAAGAUUUCAGUGGCCUUAACGCCCGAACAAGAACAACGUCUUAAACUCCAAGAGGAACAACAAAAGAAAAUUGAAUCUCUAAUGAUUGAACUGGAAAAUUACAAACAACUGCGUGCCGAAAUGAAUCAUGCGCCGGUGCCGGCCAAAAAGAAAGUCAAAUCUUCUGCCAAGCCUAUCGAAGACGUAGAAGAAGUAGAGGAAGAAGAAGAUAUAGAAGAAAUCGAAGAUAGUGAUGAUUAUGAAGUGGAUGGAAGUAGUUCUGAUGAUCCCGAUUGGUCCAAGACGCCGAUGGUACGCAAAAAACGUCCAAAUAACGUGCGGCGGACCGGUGUUAGAUCCUCCAAGUCCCUCUCCCAAUCAGACAUCUCCCACAAUAUGGAUGAAGACCAACAACAGAUCUCCAUUGACUCCACUCAUUCAGGAACACUUGGAGGAGCUGCAAAAACGUCUGGCAAGGGUCAGCACAAGCGGAAGUCCAAGGGCUGCCAAUGCCGUGGUGACUGCCGCAACAAGCGUUGCGGAUGUAAUUCGCUCGAUCAGAAAUGUACGGUAAAUUGUGGUUGUACCUCGAAUUGUCGGAAUCGUAUAUGGCCGCUGAAUGAGAAUCCCGACGAUGAAAUGGAUGAAACGCAGCAGGCAAACAAUGUAAAAAUUAAAGCCGAAAAGUGCACACCCACAAAACAUUCCCUCAAUCAUGACGAAGCGGAUAGUGAUAAUGAAAAUGCAAACAAAAGCAAUAAUACCGAUGAUACAUAUGUUACAACAAAAACCACUUUGAAUUCCACAUCGUAUUUAACACCGAAAAUGGCUAGACUUUCCACCAUUAACUUUGAGACUGCAACGGCCAAAAAGAAAUUUUUCAACGACUAAUUCUCCAUGUAACCUCAUAAGUGCCUAAUCAACAAUACCACAUGAAUCUGUUAUACAAAUGAAAUACUUUACCACAAACCAAUAGUUAUUAUCCAUCCCCCCUAAUAUUUGUUCAUCGGUGUUCUACCAUGUUUGUUUGUUUACUUAAAUCUCAUUUAAUUUAAAUUAUGCUUUAAUUUUUUUUAUAAAAAAAAGAAUAACUUAUUUUUAAUUGAGGGAAAUUGUAAGGGUUUACAUACAUUUUUAUAAUGGUAUUCAAGCCCUUAUAAUUUUCUUUUUUCUUAAUCCAUGAUGUCUAUAUAAUAAGAGACAGAAGACCCCCUCCAUUCCUUAAUCGGAUUUGUGUUUUAUGUAAUUUACAACAAUUCUCCCCCUCGCAUUUCAUCUUCAUUCACAUCUUCAAUCCUAACAUUGUUUAUUUUUUUAAAUUUUUACAAAUAUUUCAUUUUUCGAUUUGUCAUCGUUAACAUAUAUUAAUUAGUUUAAUUAUUUAUUUAUAUAUGUAACUAUUUGUGCGUAUCCCCAAAACUCAAAUGUUUAAAAACAUAAAUUGUUUAUAGUAUACCUGCAUUUUUUUGUUUAGAAUUACUAACACUUCCAUCUUGCCCAUUUUUUGUUUUAAAAAAUACAAACAUAUGUUCAUUCCAUUGCAACAUCAGGUUUGUUUUCAUCAAAGAGACAUCAUUGUUCAUAAAAAACAUUUGCUACGAACAAAACAGAAUGAGUAUUUUUUAGUUAGUUUAUAAAUAAUUAGUUUUAAGCUCUUUAGUUAUAUUAAAUAUUUUUAUAAAUGCAAAUAAAUAUAUGGGUUUUCUUUUAAAUAUGUAUAUGGAACAAAAA
Messenger RNA from Musca domestica (house fly), 5104 nucleotides. Its product is annotated as chromosome-associated kinesin KIF4A. Lineage: Eukaryota; Metazoa; Arthropoda; Insecta; Diptera; Muscidae. Gene Ontology annotation, molecular function: microtubule motor activity; microtubule binding; ATP binding. The transcript is spliced from 8 exons. The coding region runs from base 611 to 4264 and encodes 1217 amino acids. The record is from RefSeq and is a predicted model, not a curated record. Gene Ontology annotation, biological process: microtubule-based movement; mitotic spindle organization.